AUGUUCAACUGCAAGACCUGGGUGCUUGAGGACAGCAGUGCCCUGCCAGUCAACGCCACCUGCAAAGAUCUAGAAAUGUCAACCUCACAGGGUCUGGAGAGGCCCUUGCCGGACACCCAGCAAGCCUUCGUGGAGUACUCGGUCCAGCAGGCCAACCCCGGACCCCAACGAGUAUAUAGGAGAUCCACACGGCGCUGCUCUUGGAGCAGCCUUUCUACUGCAGGUGACAGCGCGAGCAUCGCCUCCGGUCUGACUAGCCCCUAUCCUCGGCUGACGAUUAACGCGCGGGAGCGUCGCCGAAUGCACGAUCUGAAUGCGGCCCUGGACGAACUCCGUAGUGCUCUUCCCUACGGCCACAGUCCAUCGGUGCGAAAGUUGUCCAAAAUUGCAACUCUUCUUUUGGCCAAAAACUACAUCCUCAUGCAGGCAAAUGCUCUCGGUGAGUUGAGGCGACUUUUCGUCUUGUUGAAGGAGCGGAAUUUGCUUCCGGUUACACUGGCUGCAGCACCAUCCCCUCCAAUGUCAACUGGCACCAAUUCGACGACCAAUUUUGUCCAGAGGAGAACUGGCAAGUGA
This is a messenger RNA of Spirometra erinaceieuropaei, 576 nucleotides long. The record is from the annotation of a GenBank genome assembly. Lineage: Eukaryota; Metazoa; Platyhelminthes; Cestoda; Diphyllobothriidea; Diphyllobothriidae.